UGUAGCCUUUCACAAUCAGCCAAUCAGCCCUCCCCCUGUCCAAGUGGCGUUAAUAACCAGACACUGAGAGGAAGCUACGGAGCAGAUGAAGAUGAAUCCAUGGACCCUCUCUGUGCUCCUGCUGCUAGCUGGGCCGCUGGGGGCGGACCCUGACUGGCACGUGGAGUACCCUGACUCCUUCUGCGUGGUGGAGGGCUCCACCGCCACCAUCUCCUGCAGCUUCACCCACCCCGCGGGGCACCGGGUGGAGCGGGUGGUCUGGUGCCCCAAUGACGAGAUCUGCCACAGCACCACGCCCAACGUGUACAACAGCAGAAACAUCAUUGCGGACAACAGGUUCCUGUACCUGGGGGACCUCGUCGGGAACUGCACCUCGAAGAUCAUCAAGACGGUGAAACGGGACACUGCGAUGUACCGCUUCCGCAUCGUGACCAACGGCGAUCAGUACACCGGACCGAGAGGAGUCAUGGUCACCGUCACUGAUGGAGAGGAUGUGAAGGUCAGAAGCUCCGUCACUGACAAUGUGGUGAAAGAGGGCGGUCAGGUCACACUCACCUGUACCUCAGCCUGCUCCUUCCACCAAUUGGACGUCCACUGGUACAGAAAUGGCCACGCCCUAUCAGAGACAAGCCCCGCCCUCCACCUCAGCAAUCUGGCCAAUGACGACACAGGGGAUUACACCUGCUCUCUGGACUCCAGUGGGCAGAAGACCUCUGCGCCUUGGAGUCUGGUCGUGUUGGUAGAUGAAGGAUUCCACAGGUCCGUCCACCUGGUGGUUGCCGUGGUGAAGGGCGUGGUGUUGGCGGUUCUCCUUCUCCUCCUGGCUGGGGUUGUCUUCCCUAAAUGGUGCUCAAACAAAACCAAUCAAAUAAAAAAAAGCUGUUUGUCGAUAUGAGACAUUGAAGUUGAUUAAAAAAAAACUAUUUGUAUGCGUUAAGAUUAAAGUAGAAUAUUUCAUGUUAAUGAAUGUGUUAAAGUGGAUUGUGUCUUAUCUGAGUCAGACUGAGAGACUCUGGGGCUGGUGGGGCUGCACACCUGUUGUGCGUUGGCUAUUCAAUGCUCACAGGUUAAACCAGCCGUCACCACACACACUCAGGAGAUCACCUAGAUGGCAGCAUGGAUCACCAUCUUCGUGUGGCAGGGACUUCAACAUCUGCAAUAAACCGGUUUGAACUUCA
Messenger RNA from Gadus morhua (Atlantic cod), 1178 nucleotides. RefSeq lists its product as uncharacterized. The transcript is spliced from 4 exons. Bases 86 to 895 code for a protein of 269 amino acids. NCBI's taxonomy places the organism in Eukaryota, Metazoa, Chordata, Actinopteri, Gadiformes, Gadidae. The record is from RefSeq and is a predicted model, not a curated record.